GCAACGCAUUUGGUAGGAAACGGAAACAGAAACAUGAACUAACUUUCCCACGUCACAUGGCCCCAAGUAUUUGAGUCUCGUAUUUCCCACAUUUCGUGGAGCUUCCAGACUCGUAAACAGUUGCAAAACAAGCUCCAGCAUCCUGGCACAGUGUCUAGAAUGUUCAAUGAAUGUGCACGGAAGAGCAUUCUGGCUCCAGGGAGCGAGGACCAAAUCCGCUCUGGGAACAGAUGAGUCAGACUGGUGGUCCGGGCAUUGCUUUUCAAGCCCUUCAUGUUGCUGGAAGAACCAACAGCUGGAACUGGAUAAACAGGGGUGAUGAUGUGGCGAGAGUUACAUCCCUGGCAAUUCCCUUCUGGUUUCACUUGCCUUCUUGGGCCAGGAAAAGCAAAGCUCAGGGGGCUGUAUGCACUGCUGACCCCUUCCCCCUGUCCUGUGCCAUUGGCUUUGGAGGGUCCAUGAAACCCCAAGUCUCUAGGAGGACAGUUGACCAGUGUGGCUGGACCUCAGCAUGGUCCUCUCUGUUCCCACUCACCUGCUUUGCCAGCCCCAGAUCCUGGCAGGAAGGGAGAUUGGAGCGGGUGUCUGCAAUCUAGUCCCAGACCUUCCCUUGCAGACUUGCCCACCUGUCUGUGGUCUAGUGUGGAGGUGAGGUCCAGGGGUCAAGAGGAUGUGGGCGCACAUGUCUGGCAAGUCAUUGUGCCCUCCCAGCUGGAAAAUCCUCUGAACCUGUGAGAAGAGAACACAGCCAGCAUGGACACACCCUUACCCUUAGUCUCAUUUCCCACCAAGACACAGAGCAUUUCCUGUGCCUUUUCCGGUAUUUCACAAGCUGCCUUUUCUUGCUCACAAAGGACAGAGGCUUCUCCUGCCAGAAGCCAGACAGCUGGUUCCAGCCUUUCCAGUUCAGCGCCAUGGCCAAGACGCCUAGUGACCAUCUGCUGUCCACCCUGGAGGAGCUGGUGCCUUACGACUUUGAGAAGUUCAAGUUCAAGCUGCAGAACACCAGUGUGGAGAAAGAGCACUCCCGGAUUCCCCGGGGGCAGAUCCAGACAGCCAGGCCGGUGAAGAUGGCCACUCUGUUAGUUACCUACUAUGGGGAGGAGUACGCUGUGCGGCUGACCCUGCAGGUCCUGCGGGCCAUGAACCAGCGCCUGCUGGCCGAAGAGCUCCACAGGGCGGCUGUUCAGGAAUAUUCCACACAAGAAAGCAACACAGACGGUUCUGCAGCGGUCAGCUCCCUGGGCGCUGAAGACUCUAGGAGCCUGAAGCCUGAGCCCAGGAGCCUGAAGACUCUAGACGACCUCCCAGAGGGGAAGGAGAGGAGCUGCCCUAGGCAGUGCGGGGACGGUGCCACCAACCCGCGGUGCCCCCAGCCCGAGGCAGGAAGAGGGCUGCUGAGGAAGGCCCUGGACAAAAACAGAGAGAUCACCUCUGAGGGCCUGGACACGCAGGGCAAGCCUCGGACCCGGACCCGGAGCCCUGCCCUGACCAGCGGGAGAAGCCCCAGCAGAGCGCGCGAGGGGGUCCAAGCCAAGGUCCAGCUGCGCAGGAACGCCAGCUCCGCGGGGAGGCUCCAGGGGCUGGCGGGUGGCACGCCGGGGCGGAAGGAGUGCAGGGCCUACGAAGUGUGCCAGCCCUCAGGAAAGAAGCGGCCUAAAAGCCUUGAGUUCACCGUUUCUACAGGGGAGAAGGCGCCCCCAAAUCCAGAAAUUCUCCUGACUCUGGAGGAAACGAGAGCUGUGAAUCCAGACUUGGCAGCUGCCUCCCAGGCAGGGUCCACUCCGGAUGGAGGGGUGUCUGUGGACCUGGGGAAAGGCUCUGAGAAUCCAGAAUGUCUGGUCAACGGAAGGCCACCAAAGGCUGCGAGUCCCCAUUGCCACGCCCAGGAAGGAGGCCCAGCUGGUGGUACCUGCCUGCAUGAUUCCUGCAGCUGCCCCAAGGCAGCUUCUGGGCACCCCGAGGCCUCAGGCAGCCGCUCACCUGGCUGUCCCCGGUGCCAGGCCUCGAAUGAAAGGAAGAGCACAGGAAGCCUAAGCCCCCAGCCCCUGCCACAGUGUAAGCGCCACUUGAAGCAGGUCCAGCUGCUCUUCUGCAAGGAUCAUGGUGAGCCCAUCUGCCUCAUCUGCAGCAUGAGUCAGGAGCACCGAGGCCACCAAAUGUGCCCCAUUGAGGAGGCCGCCCUGGAACACAAGGAGCAAAUUCAGGAGCAGCUGACGUAUCUGAAGAAGCUGAGAAAGUCUGGGGAAGAGGAGCGAUCCUAUGGGAAUGAGAAUGCAGUGAGCUUUCUGAAACAAACUGAAAUGCUGAAGCAGCGGGUACAGAGGAAGCUGGAGCAGCUGUACCACUUUCUGGAGCAGCAAGAGCAUCUCUUUGUGGCCUCACUGGAGGACCUGGGCCAGACGGUUGGGCAGUUCAGGAAGGCAUAUGACACCUGUGUAUCGCAAGACAUCGCCCUGCUUGACACGCUAAUUGGGGAGCUGGAGGCUAAGCAGUGCCAGUCGGAAUGGGAGCUUCUGCAGGACAUUGGAGACAUCUUGCACAGGGCCAAGAAGGUGCCUGUCCCUCAACGGUGGACCACUCCUCAAGAGAUAAAAGAAAAAAUCCACCUGCUCCACCAGAAGUCAGAGUUUAUGGAGAAGAGCGCAAAGUACUUCUCAGAAACCCUGCGUUUGGAAAUGGAAAUGUUCAAUGUUCCAGAGCUGAUUGGCGCUCAGGCACAUGCUGUUAAUAUGAUUCUGGAUGCAGAAACUGCUUACCCCAACCUCAUCUUCUCUGAUGAUCUGAAGAGCGUAAGACUUGGAAACAAGUGGGAGAGGCUGCCUGAUGGCCCUGAAAGAUUUGACAGCUGCAUCCUUGCUCUGGGCUCUCCGAGCUUCAUCUCCGGCCGCCAUUACUGGGAGGUGGAGGUCAGAGACAAGACAGGGUGGGUCCUGGGAGCUUGCGAGGCAUCCAUAGGCAAGAAAGGGAACAUAACUCUGUCGCCAGAUAAAGGCUACUGGGUGGUGAUAAUGAUGAAGGAAAAUGAGUACCAGGCGUCCAGUGUUCCCCCGACCCGCCUGGUAAUAAAGGAGGCUCCCAAGCGUGUGGGCAUCUUUGUGGACUGCAGAGUUGGAAACAUUUCCUUUUACAAUGUGACAGCCAGAUCCCACAUCUAUACAUUCUCCAGUUGCUCUUUCUCUGGGCCCCUUCAACCUGUCUUCAGCCCUGGGACACACGAUGGGGGAAAGAACACAGGCCCUCUGACUAUCUGUCCAGUGGGUGGUCAGGGGCCUGAGUGAAUGCCCAACACCGCAUCUCUCUUCCGGCUGCCAGUCUUUUGUCCUGCAUUCACACACUCAACAGUCAUGGAACACCUACUGGGUGCCAGCUACUAUAGGAAAUGUAAUGAAUAACAAAAUAGUUACUCUGCCCAAGGAGCUUACCUUAUCAUAGCAGAGGUAAGUUAGGUACGAACACAUUGGCAAAUCCAGGUGAAGACAUGUACUGAUGACACACCACGGAUUUGAGAGGAGGAAGGAUGGGGUUGUUGCACAACCUGUCCUUGGUGAACGGCACUCUCCUGAACAGAAGACUUGGCCGUCAUUUUCCCUCAGAACCCCAUGGCAAGGGUAUAUCCCCUUGUUGUCGCUGCCUCUGUCUUGAGGACAGGGAGUACCUAGAGAAACACGAGACUGGAUUGGGAUAGAAGUAUUUGUGUACCUGGAUUAAUGAACUAUAAUUCUUUUUUGUUUGUUUGUUUUUGAGAUGGAGUCUCACACUGUUGCCUGGGCUGGAGUGCAGUGGUGUGAUCUCGGCUCACUGGACCCUCCGCCUUCUAGGUUCAAGUGAUUUUUCUG
Sapajus apella (tufted capuchin) is the source of this 3839-nucleotide messenger RNA. RefSeq names its product MEFV innate immuity regulator, pyrin (gene MEFV). The transcript is spliced from 11 exons. Gene Ontology annotation, molecular function: zinc ion binding; protein binding. NCBI's taxonomy places the organism in Eukaryota, Metazoa, Chordata, Mammalia, Primates, Cebidae. Bases 915 to 3281 code for a protein of 788 amino acids. The record is from RefSeq and is a predicted model, not a curated record.